This is a messenger RNA of Seminavis robusta, 2678 nucleotides long. The record is from the annotation of a GenBank genome assembly. NCBI's taxonomy places the organism in Eukaryota, Bacillariophyta, Bacillariophyceae, Naviculales, Naviculaceae.
GGAAAAAGAAAUCAGAAAUAUUAUAUUACUUCUUCCACGUGGAGCUUUGGUCUCCACGCAGAGGAGACCAUUGCCUCUUCCUCCGGGUUGCUGCGGAGGAUCGAAGAGCCCCGCUUUUAUUGUGAUGGCUCCAGGGGACCCUGAUGUACCAGAGUCGAUCUUGUCUUCACAUUUUGAUCGAGAACAGUAACAACUCUCCCUGAGAGUGCACAUAUAGAAUAGCAUAGCUCUGGAGUUGGAUAAAGCUGAAGCUGGAUCGAGGAACCUUCUCGAGUGGAGCCGUCUUUCAACCAAGAUGACCCAUCCAGGAGAACCGAGCAACAAUUGGACCAAGAAUGGCUUUGGAGAAGCCGUUCCUCCUGCCAAAGGAAAAGGAAAGUUCAGCUCUGAAGAAUCUGAACAAGUUCGAAGAGCGGUCAAAGAAUUUUGCGACGCCAAAAACAUAUCCUCGGACCGACUGUGCAGCGAGUGCGAGCACAAGGCGGAACUCAAGGGAGCCUGGAUGGAAAUUGCCAAGCAACUACCGCAUCGAUCGGUUCAGAGCGUCUAUCGUCAUGGCCUCCGAAUUCUACAUCCAUUCAAACGAGGCGCAUGGACGGACAAGGAAAUCGCCAGACUGUUUGAACUGGUGACUCUGCACGGGAAAAAAUGGGUCAAGAUCCAAAAUGAACUACACCGUUCGUCCGAUGCCUGUCGCGACAAGUAUCGGGAAAUGAGUGAAGACUAUCAAAAGGGACGAUGGAAAGAGCUGGAAACAGAGCAGCUCAAGACACUCAUACGAGAACACAUCAAGGCGGAUCCAAACACCACCAUGGUAGAGAUUGGAAAAAUGGUCGAAGCGGAGGGCAUCAAAAUGCCUUGGGUGGCCAUUAGCAAGGCUAUGGGGAACCGGAGUCGCCUCAGUUGCUUCAAAAAGUUUCAAAAGAUGACGGGACUCUUUUCUCCCAGUGAUGAGGGCAAGAAAUGCAUUCAAUUUGAGGGAUUUACAGGAGCGGAUGGAAAGCGAAAACCAGCAAAGAACAGGGCUGGUCGACCUACAGCUCCUGCUACAAAUACUGUCCAAUCUGCAGCAACAGAAAGCACAACAUCAAAUUCUACUACCGUGAGACCCACAGAAGCUCCUCAUACUGGUUCUGCUCCUGCCACUACUCAACAACAACAACCCGUGGCGGAGCAGGCUGUCUCCAUCAUGCCUGGAACAGACAUGACAAUGCUGCCUCCGGAUGGGAUCUUCCAAGAGGAUGUGGCUGGUGAUGAAGACAUGUUUCUUUUGUCAGAGCUGGCAUCGAGUGGCGCCACGCGAACAUCCGACGUAUCCUGGGAAAGCAUUCGGGUGGAAGGAGCUCAGGAACGAUGGAAUGGCAUGAUUGUGGAAUGGCAACAACAGGAAGGAGAAGAGGCUACAGAAGACGCUCUCACGGAAUUGGCAUUCUACGAAUUGGCACAGCUCUUGCUCGACCGAAAGGCAUCCAAAAUGGCAGCGGAAACCGUGGAAGCAGUGGAUUUGCCUCUUGUAUGAGGCUAUGUACCAACGAGAGGCACGAUGAUUACACAACUUAGUCGGCACUACAACCUACGGCAGGUGCCGAUACGCUAUAUAUACGCAAGACAUCUUCUCUAUUGCUGAGAUGACGACACUCGCUCAGAAAUGCAUCAGCUAGCAACUAUCAAUUAUCAAUAGGCUUGAACAGAAAACUAUCAUAGUGCCAGGUAGCAUACUGUAGGCAGUCACAUUUUACAGCUUGCCAAGUAAGAGGAAUGAUGCCCUUCAUGAUUUAUUUUGUUUUGCGAAAGACCUCACGGGCCGAAAUUGGCCCGUAAACCUGCUUCUGCACAGACACCAUUCACCCGCACCGGUAGUUAGUAGUUCAAGUCGCAACAAUCCAUACAAAUUCACUGAGUAUAUUGUUGAGCAAACAAUCCAAUUUGAACUCAAGCCAUUACUGGUAUUGGAUUGUGGAUUGCCAAUAAGAAAAUACAUGUAUCAGCAAACUGGAUGGACGGCCCAGUUGGGGAACCAUCAAUCCAUCUUGAGUUCUCUCUGAAGAAAAAAUUGCUCAUUUUUUCUUGGAUGUUUUUCGUCGUUUAGCCUCGGGUUUCUGGGUUGGUUCAGCUGUUGGUUUCUGCGUUGCUUCCACAGUCUUUUCUUCUUCAACCGCCUUUCGCUUGGGUGCUUCCUUCUUUUCCUUAGUUUCGUCAAGUUUCUUCUGCAACGUGACCAUCAGCUGUCGCAUAUUGUUCAGCUCUUUCCUCAAAGGAUCAUCAGCGGUUCUUCCUUUGUUCAGCCCUCUCAAUCUAGCGCCCAUGUAGCGCAAGGUCCCCAUGGCCAAGGCAACGGCCAUGGAUGCUUGAGCCCUCUUUUCUUUCUCAUCCUCCGUCAGCGGUCUUGAAACAGACUCUCCUGCAUUUUCUGACGAUUCUCCUACAAGAUCACGGAGAAAAGGAAGCAACUGUUUCUUGAUCUCUUUCAGAGACUCUCGUGUCUUUUCCAAGGCGUCCAGGGAUUUGGAGGUGGCCAUGGUCGCAGUAGGUGUCGCAGUGUCGAAGUGAGUGAUGAGAAAAUGGAUGAAGGUCGCGACUAAAGUGGAGCUCAGAACCCAUUAAAACGCUGCAAAGCUGUAAAAAGAUGCUUUUGAUGUCUUUUAAAAAAGCGUGUCUUGGUGAUUAGUCGUGUUGAG